Molecule: messenger RNA, 642 nt
Organism: Aegilops tauschii subsp. strangulata
Lineage: Eukaryota; Viridiplantae; Streptophyta; Magnoliopsida; Poales; Poaceae
Source: RefSeq, a predicted model, not a curated record
AUGGCGCUCGGAGUUGGCGCAUCAAGCGGAUCGACGCCGAACCUCAUCGCCGUCCCCCGCCGCCUCGUCCGCGACCGCGCCGUCGCCGGACUGCCUCGUCCCCAUCGCUGUCGGCCCCGUCCCCGCCUCGCGCCUCGCCCGCCGUCCCCUGCUACUGCUCGGGACAGCGCCGCUGCCGACCGCCGCCCUCGCGUGCCCCCUCAGAUGCUGCCUCUGCCGGCUGCGUCACGCUUCGCCCCCUCCAUUCCCCCCUCUCUCUCCGUCGUCCCGGGCGCCACCGCGCUGGCGCACACGCCUGCACCCCGGCCGCGCGCGCCGCUCCCUGGACGCGCCAAGGCGCGCGCCCGGCGCUGCCCGCGCCUCUGUCCGCUCCCGCCCAAGCCCAGCCGAGGCCACGGCCUCGCCCUCGAUGGGCGCUCGCGCUCGAUGCCCGCGCCGUCCGCCAUUGCCCCGCCUGCCGCUCGCGCCUUUGCUCGUCGCCGCCCUGCACUGUCGUCCCUCGCCGUCGCUGGCAGCUGCCCGCGCCCCGCCGGCCUCGCCCCGCCCCAGGCAGGCUGCGGCCUCCAGGGGCGCCCGCCCCGCUUCUCCGCCCGGAGGCCUGGGCACGACACCGGGGUUCCGCCCGUUAACCCACCCCGCUGA